AUGACCUCUGAUGAUUUUAUCCGUCGUUAUUUAGGAAUAUUUACAUCGGAUGAUAGAAAUAAAGAAUCCGUGAGUCUAUUGGCCGGAAUAGUGGAUCCUAGAAAAGAUGGACUCAUAUCCUUUUCUGAAUUUCAAGCUUUCGAAGGACUUCUUUGUUUGCCGGAUGCCCUUUAUAAAACUGCCUUUCAAUUAUUCGACAUUAACGGAAAUGGGAUGAUAACGUUCGAUGAAUUCAGUGAAGUCAUUAAAAAGACUACACUUCAUCAAAGGGUUCCCUUCGACAUGAAUGGAGGGUUCAUCAAAUUGUAUUUUGGAAAAGAUAAAACUAGAGUCAUUAAUUAUGUAGAAUUCGGUCAAUUUUUACAUGAUUUUCACGAAGAAUAUGCCACGGAGGCCUUUAGAAGAUUCGACAAAGACGGAACUGGUUUUAUUUCCGCAGCUGAUUUUCAAGACAUUAUGGUAUCAAUAAAAAGUCAUCUAUUGACGCCGCAAGUUGAACAAAAUUUGAUGGCUGUAAACGGAGGACACAGAGUGUCAUUUCCUUACUUUAUGGCCUUUAAUUCGUUGCUCAAUAAUAUGGAAUUAAUAAAAAGAAUUUAUUUAAAUGCAACAAACGGAAAUAAAUUGCAAGAAGUAACAAAGGAUGAAUUUUUGUUUUCCGCACAAAUGAUGUCACAAAUAACUCCGUUAGAAGUAGACAUAUUGUUUCAUUUGUGUCAUUUACUAUAUCAAUCGGGAAAAAUAGUUUACAAUGAUUUACAAGUUAUCGCUCCCGAACAAUAUUUUAAACACAUCAAUAAAAGAUUGGCUGAAAUUCAUGCCGUUUCUAGUCCGGAAGAAAGAGGUGUAUUCAUACAAGUUUUGGAAAGCGUGUACAGGUUCGCAUUGGGCUCGAUAGCCGGAGCCGUUGGAGCGACAGCAGUUUACCCGAUAGACUUGGUUAAAACGAGAAUGCAAAAUCAGAGAAGUGGGUCUUUCAUCGGCGAACUUAUGUAUCGUAAUUCGUUCGAUUGUUUUCGUAAAGUCAUUCGUCACGAAGGUUUUUUCGGGUUGUACAGAGGUUUAUUGCCGCAGCUCAUGGGCGUAGCUCCGGAAAAAGCCAUUAAAUUAACCGUAAAUGAUUUUGUCAGGGAUAAAUUUAUGGAUCGUCACGGAAACAUUGCUUUGUACGGUGAAAUUAUAUCAGGAGGUUGUGCUGGUGGAUCACAAGUUGUUUUUACGAAUCCGUUGGAAAUAGUUAAAAUUAGAUUACAAGUUGCCGGUGAAAUAGCUGGCGGAAGUAAAAUAAGUGCUUUUUCCGUUGUCAAAGAAUUAGGAUUUUUCGGUUUAUACAAGGGAGCAAAAGCUUGUUUUCUCAGAGACGUUCCUUUUAGUGCAAUUUAUUUUCCGGCUUAUGCACAUUUAAAAGCGAAAUUUGCCGACGAAAACGGUUACAAUCAUCCAUUGUCACUGUUAACGGCGGGAGCAAUCGCGGGAAUCCCUGCGGCCUCUUUGGUGACCCCUGCUGACGUAAUUAAAACGAGAUUGCAAGUGGUGGCUAGAGCCGGUCAAACAACUUACUCAGGUGUUUUCGAUGCUGCAAAAAAAAUUUAUCAAGAAGAAGGAGCUCGAGCUUUUUGGAAAGGUACGGCUGCGAGAGUUUUCCGUUCGUCUCCACAAUUCGGAGUCACUCUGUUCACAUACGAAGUUUUGCAAAGAUUGUUUUACGUCGAUUUUGGCGGAACGCGUCCGGCCGGAUCCGAACUCACAUUGCCCGAAACGGGAGUUGCCGAAGCCAUGAAAUCAACAAAUCCUGAUCACAUAGGAGGUUAUCAGGUAGCCUUGCCAAUAUUAAAAGGUAUCGAAACGAAAUUCGGUUUGUGUUUUCCAAAAUUUUCUACGACACUUUCUUGA
Molecule: messenger RNA, 1893 nt
Organism: Pediculus humanus corporis (human body louse)
Lineage: Eukaryota; Metazoa; Arthropoda; Insecta; Psocodea; Pediculidae
Product: calcium-binding mitochondrial carrier Aralar1, putative
Exons: 10
Coding region: 1-1893 (630 amino acids)
Biological process (GO): aspartate transmembrane transport; malate-aspartate shuttle; L-glutamate transmembrane transport
Molecular function (GO): L-glutamate transmembrane transporter activity; calcium ion binding; L-aspartate transmembrane transporter activity
Source: RefSeq, a predicted model, not a curated record